UUUUUAUUAUUAAUUUGGUAUUGAUUAGUGUUAAAUGGUUGGUACGCUUGCUUGAGCUUACUCAUAUAUAUUAUCUAAAAAACAGAGCUUUCUCGUACACAUUUUUGAUUAAGUUAUUCACAACACUAACAUUUGAGAUUUAUGUCCAAAGUAGUAGCCUCAACCAUUCUUUUAUGCAACCCCCUUUUCAAUUUGGGGUCUUUUAUUUUGUAUUCUUUUUGUUUAAUGUCUAAAGAUACAAAUCUCCAGUUAGGAUAUAAUCAUGUUUUAAAAUUUUGAAAUGACAAGAUUGUGACAUCAUGUUGGGAAGUGGAGUUGUUGGUAUCCUAUCUGAGUCUUGUAAUGUAUGGGAAAGGAGAGCUCCAUUAACCCCUGCCCACCGUGCUCGCCUUCUCCUCAGUGGAAACGGAAAUGGAGUUGAUCGUAGUAUAAUAAUUCAGCCAAGCACUAAACGUAUCUAUUAUGAUUCACAAUAUGAGGAUGUUGGUUGUGAAAUAUCAGAUGAUCUAUCUGAAUGUGGUCUCAUUUUAGGAGUCAAGCAACCAAAGGUAAUAAGAUAUUGUCAAGUCCAAUGCUAUUUAAAAUGUGUAAAUUCAUAGCUAAUUCAUUCAUCACAGUUGUAGAUGAUUCUGCCAGAUAGAGCAUAUGCAUUCUUUUCCCACACCCACAAGGCUCAGAGUGAAAACAUGCCUUUGUUAGAUAAGGUAAAUAUGUUAUGACAUGUUGGAUUAUUGUUUCUAUUUGAUGGCCUCACGAUGGGAAUAAUUAUUUUGCUUAUAGAUUCUAUCUGAAAGGGUGUCACUAUAUGAUUAUGAGCGUAUUAUUGGAGAUGAUGGCAGAAUGUUGCUUGCAUUUGGAAAAUUCGCUGGUAGAGCAGGAUUCAUUGACUUCUUACAUGGUAUGGGAAAAAGAUACUUGCAUCUUGGCUAUUCUACACCUUUUCUGUCUCUUGGGACGUCUUAUAUGUAUUCUUCUUUGGCUGCUGCCAAGGCUGUAAUAAUUGCUUUUGGGGCGUCUGAACCGGAUGGCGGGCGGCCGGCGGUGGCGGGAUUCAUCAGACUGCACACCAUAUAGUCAAGUGUUGUCCUGGCCGCAAGGAGCACGUACAGACAAGCCACUAAAAAAACUAGACUUGUGGAGAUUGCCCGAGAUCUUAGUUGUUCACUUGAAGCGGUUUUCUUAUAGCAGAUGCAUGAAAAACAAGCUUGACACCUUUGUGAACUUUCCUGUUCACGGUCUUGAUUUAAGCCAGUAUGUAAAGCACAAUUCUGAUGCUGCAAGGCAAACACACGUGUAUGAGCUUUAUGCUGUAAGCAACCACUACGGAGGAUUGGGUGGGGGCCACUACUCUGCAUAUGCAAAGUUGAUAGAAGAGGACAGCUGGUUUCAUUUUGAUGAUAGCUUUGUUUCUCCGGCAAGUGAAGAUUCAAUCCAGACAACAGCGGCAUAUGUUCUUUUUUACAGGAGAGUCCAGGUUGAUACGGAAAAGUCUAAUAAUACAGAAAUGGGCAAUGGGGAGGAGCCGUCUUCUAGCGCUAACUCCUUGACAUGAAACAGAACCCCAAAGUUUUGCACAUUUUCAUCGCUCUUGCUCGUUUUUCUGACGGCAGCGUUCCCGUUCUAUUCUUUUUGCUAUACAAUUGAGGGAUGGUGAAUUUUGCUACUACAUUGGACAGGCCGCCGCAGUUUUGUGGUGACUGAAUUUGGAGGUGUUUCAUUCAUUGGCAUACUUGGGUGUCUUCAAUACCAAAACACUGUGAAGCGUUUAUAUACCGAGGCGUUAGUCUUAUACUAGAAAUUUUUGUAUGUAGAUUAGAAAUUAUUAUUCAAGGCGCCCAUUUAUUGGUCGUCUCAAGUCGAAGUGAAUAUAAGGUUCUAUUGUCUUGCUGUUAUUACUAA
Messenger RNA from Asparagus officinalis (garden asparagus), 1899 nucleotides. Its product is annotated as ubiquitin carboxyl-terminal hydrolase 9-like. The record is from RefSeq and is a predicted model, not a curated record. Gene Ontology annotation, molecular function: cysteine-type deubiquitinase activity. NCBI's taxonomy places the organism in Eukaryota, Viridiplantae, Streptophyta, Magnoliopsida, Asparagales, Asparagaceae. Gene Ontology annotation, biological process: protein deubiquitination. The transcript has 4 exons. The coding region runs from base 1025 to 1552 and encodes 175 amino acids.